AUGCACGUGGAUGCAAUUUGCAUGACACAACGGAAAGGUCCUGGACAAGAUGGGCUCGUUUUGCUGGCAGAUAUCGCCUCCCUCGUAGCCAGGAUAACGAAUCAUCUGGCCGUGGCCGUGGCAGAGGAUCAAAACAUCAAGGGGAGCAGAUUUCCAGGAUCCCGGCCAAUCGACACCAUGCACAGGCCUGCAUCCACCUCUCACCCACACAUGGCUGGCAGCGGGGCCUUUAUCCCAAGGAGCAACAGGACCCUCAACAUACGGGAAAGCUGUGGGGGAGGCUGCUCCUUUAUCUCUCAAGUCAAACGCGGACGUUACGGCAGAGCCAUGUUGGAGAGUCGAGACACGGCCAAAGGCCAAGCCCCUGUCGUGGUCCCAAACUGCUGGGUCAAGCCGGGGGACGUCCUGCCUCCUGAGCACCGUGAAGAGACUAGCCCGCCAGGGGAUGGCGGGAAGGCCUUCCCCGACGAUACUAGGCCUCUUCGUUUUGCCGGUCCACGUCCUUGGUGCGUUAGGCAGACAAUGUACGUAUGUAUGAUGGCUGCGUGUGCAAAACAAAGUGCGUGCGUGGCAAACAAGGAAACCCGCAAGGACCAGGCAGGAGCCUCGGAGGCCUGCAGGCCAGAGAACCGAGUUGAUCCGCGGAGCGUGGAAAAUCAAGCACAUGGCCGCCGCGGCCGGUUGAUCCGGUUCGUGGCCCCCGGCGGCAAGGCACGCAAGAUUGCCCUCUGCCACUUGCGGCUCGUCCGCUGCUUGGGAGCACGCAACCCCCAUGCUGAUUGUCGAAUGCUGUCCGUGCCGCCUGCCGAGUCGUCACUGCCUGCUGCACGGCCUUGCGGUUUUGUUCGUCGUCGUCAAAACUUGUUUUCUCGGGGACUUUGA
Molecule: messenger RNA, 882 nt
Organism: Ustilaginoidea virens
Lineage: Eukaryota; Fungi; Ascomycota; Sordariomycetes; Hypocreales; Clavicipitaceae
Exons: 1
Coding region: 1-882 (293 amino acids)
Source: RefSeq, a predicted model, not a curated record